CUUUCGUCUCUCAAUUCUCUGUUUUGCGCGGCAUGCCGUCUCCUCAUGCUCUUGGUUCUCAAAGCAUCAACCCAAGUAAACUCAUGGAGUUGGAAGUCUUAUCUCAAGUUGUUUCCACGCUUCAAGCAAAGAAUGAUUUCAAAGCGAGUAUUCCCUAUCUCGCCAAAAUGGCGCAAAUUGUAGACAAUCAGCAGAUUGGCCCGUCGUCGCCAUCGUCACCGUCGUCACAAACACCUGAGCAACGUCGUCAGCAACAAUAUUUGCUCGACAAGCUAAAAGCGGAUGCUCACGCUCGUUUAGCCGAUGCUUACUACAAAACGGGCCGAUUUAUCGAGAGCGAAGCGUCUUUAAGCCUGUCUGUGAAACUGUGGGAAACUCUGAUGUCCAAAGGUUACGACGACGUACGGCCACUGCUAAUGAAAGCCUAUGACAGCCUGGGUCAAUGUUAUGAAGCACUCCAUAAGCCCCAGAUGGUAAAGCAUAUGCAAACGAGAAAACAAAAACUGGUGCAAUAACCACGGGGUAUCGAAAACCAUUUCUUAUUGCAAUGAUGGAAAAAAUUGUGACAGAAUUGGGGGAUUUGUUUCCAACACCAACAGAUGGCGACAAAAGUGAUCACCAUGUGAAACAAAAAGGGAACUCCCACCUACGGAUGCAUUAUUUUGGGGGUGCAUCUAGCGGCAAAUAAAACCUUAAAUAGGUUUGAUAUUCAUUCUGAAAGAAACUUGCAGCCAAAACGCUCUCCCCUCGCGUGGUUCUCACGACAAUGCACGACGAACGAAAAAUAACACAUCAACACAAAUAAAGACGUCUUUAUACCCUUUGUAUAUUUUAUACAGC
Molecule: messenger RNA, 840 nt
Organism: Radiomyces spectabilis
Lineage: Eukaryota; Fungi; Mucoromycota; Mucoromycetes; Mucorales; Radiomycetaceae
Exons: 1
Coding region: 33-515 (160 amino acids)
Molecular function (GO): protein binding
Source: RefSeq, a predicted model, not a curated record